Spizellomyces punctatus DAOM BR117 is the source of this 2636-nucleotide messenger RNA. RefSeq lists its product as uncharacterized. The coding region runs from base 200 to 2587 and encodes 795 amino acids. The record is from RefSeq and is a predicted model, not a curated record. Gene Ontology annotation, cellular component: SCF ubiquitin ligase complex. Lineage: Eukaryota; Fungi; Chytridiomycota; Chytridiomycetes; Spizellomycetales; Spizellomycetaceae. Gene Ontology annotation, molecular function: ubiquitin protein ligase binding. The transcript has 11 exons. Gene Ontology annotation, biological process: protein ubiquitination; SCF-dependent proteasomal ubiquitin-dependent protein catabolic process.
CUCGGCCAAUGUCCCAACUUGUCUCCACCAGAGUUUAAUCAACUGCAGUUGGUCAUCUCCCUUUGUCAGCUAAAGGACCGUGCCCAUCAGUAUCGUUGACCAACCCUUGAACGCUUCUCUGACCCUGCUGGUUGUAUUAUCUUACGUGGCAGCAUCAUUUUCCAAACGGAUUACCGACGUAUCGGAGGUCGCUAUCAAGAUGGCGGCAUACGGCGCACAAGCCCAACCAAUCGACCUGGCUACGACCUGGCCAAAGCUGGAGGCGGGGGUUGAUAGAAUUAUGAAUAGGCUGCGCGAUGGUCUAUCAUAUGGCACGUGGAUGGACCUCUAUACACUGAUCUACAAUUACUGCACAAGCAGUCGCAUGAAUACGGGCCUCAAUAACGAGCCAAUCGGUGGUAGCUCGUCAAAUAGAGGAGCGAACCUCAUGGGAGCAGAUCUGUACAUCAACUUGAAAGCAUACCUAAAACAACACCUAGAUGCCUUGAAAACGGAAGCAGACCAGCAGAUGGACGAGGACUUGUUGACAUUCUAUACCCGCGAGUGGAAACGAUACACGACAGCUACCAUGUACAUCCAUCACAUUUUCCGCUACCUGAACAGACAUUGGGUCAAGCGAGAAAUAGACGAAGGUCACAAGACCAUCUAUGAUGUUUACACGUUGACAUUAGUGACUUGGCGGGACCAUUUCUUUGGUGGAGGCCCCGGGACGGUGCAGCAGAAGGUCAUGGACGCGGUGCUGAAGCUCAUCGAAAGGCAACGGAAUGGGGAAACCAUUGAUACCAGCUUGAUCUACAAUGUUGUAGAAAGCUUCGUAUCGCUGGGAUUGGAUGAGAACGAUUCUACAAAGUCCACCUUGGACGUGUACAAAAGAUAUUUUGAAGUACCAUUCCUUGCAAAAACCGAUGCAUAUUACAAGAUGGAGAGUGAGAAGUUUAUCAGCGAAAACACAAUAACGGAUUACAUGAAGAAGGCUGAGGCUCGUCUGGCUGAGGAGGAUCAUCGAGUACAAAUGUACCUUCACUCCUCCACACAAAAAGGCCUGAUCUUGACUUGCGAGACUGUUCUGAUUAAGAACCAUACUGGCCCGAUCCAGGAGGAGUUCCAAAAUUUGCUAGAUCAAGAUAAAGUCGAAGAUCUCAGUCGCAUGUACGGCCUCCUUUGCCGAGUGCCGGAGGGCUUAGAGAAGCUUCGUCUCAUCUUUGAGGUGCACGUACGCAAGCAAGGUCUGAGUGCGGUAGAAAAGGUGGCCGGGUCGAGUGCAGCCCCAGUGAAUGAGGAAGGUGAUGAAGAUGACGAGCCUACGCCGAAGAAGAAGACCAAAAAGUCUGCAGCAGGAGACGUAGAUCCGAAGGUGUAUGUGGAUGCGUUACUCGCAGUACACAGAAAGUUCUCGGCAUUGGUCGAUGAAGCAUUCAAGGGAGAGGCCGGCUUUGGAGCGUCCCUGGAUAAGGCAUGCAGAGAGUUUGUAAACCGGAAUAAAGUAUGCAAGGAGGGCUCCAGCAAAAGUCCAGAACUUCUUGCCAAGCACUGCGAUUCGCUCCUCAAGAAAAACAGCAAGCUCACGGAAGAGCAUGAGGUUGAAGAUGUGCUAAACAGUGUGAUGACCAUCUUCAAAUACGUUGAAGACAAGGACGUGUUCCAAAAGUUUUACCAAAAAUCCCUAGCCAAACGACUUGUGCACGGUUCGUCAGCAAGUGAGGAUAUGGAGGAGUCAAUGAUCAACAAGUUGAAGGACGCCUGCGGGUUUGAGUUCACCAACAAGCUCUCGCGGAUGUUCCAAGACGUUACCCUCAGCAAAGAUAUCAACGAUCAGUUUAGGGAGCAAAUGUCCCGGACCCACGAGAAAGAUGAUCUCACGGAUUUCCAUAUACUUGUUGGAGGCACUGCAUCAUGGCCUUUGCACGCGUCACCAUCCGGGUUCAACAUUCCCAGUGAGCUCCUAAAAACAUACGAACGAUUCCAAAACUUCUACAAUCACAAGUACUCGGGAAGGAAACUGAACUGGCUGUUUCAUCUUGGUAAAGCGGAGCUUAAAACCAAUUACGUUAAGUUGGGCAAGUCACCGUACACGCUUAUCGUAACAAAUUAUCAAAUGGGUGUCCUUUUGCAAUACAACGCGGCGACCACUUACACAUGGGAGGAAUUGCUGAACAGCACAGGAGUAGCACCUGAGCAGUUGGCGGGGCAGAUUGGAACCCUUGUCAAAGGGAAAAUAUUGACUGUAGAAGGAGGCAAAGUAGGAGAGGCAGGCUCACGAUACGAAUUGAACAUGGGAUUCAAGUCGAAAAAGCUUCGCAUCAAGUUGGAUCAACCUGUGAAGGCGGAACAAAAGGCAGAGGCCGAUGACACACAUAAAACGAUUGAAGAAGAUCGGAAGAUGUUGAUUCAGGCCGCGAUUGUUCGAAUUAUGAAAACACGCAAAGUCAUGAACCAUCAGACGUUGAUGGGAGAGGUCAUUUCGCAAUUGAACGCACGAUUCAAGCCCAAGGUUCCAGAUAUCAAGAAAUGUAUUGAUAUCUUACUUGAGAAAGAGUACAUCGAGAGGAUGGAGGGGCAGAAGGACAUGUUUAGUUAUGUUGCCUAAAUAAAAGCUGUUUCUGUUGGAGUGAAGAACGUGCAAAUCGACCUUGUGC